AUGAAGAAGCAGGAGGCUCAAAGCGCCCCGCAGCAGCUGGCGCGCCAGCAGCAGCAACCCGAGGCCGACGUGGGCGGCGGUGAUGGUACCGUUGGGGAAGCGUUGGAGAACGAGGGAGCAAUGGAUGUAUCUGAGGACAAUUUGGAAGACGGCAACGACAAAAAUGUUCGUGAUGGUGGUCACCCUCUCGCGGAAAGCACGCAGCCGGCGGCGGUCGCGACUCGGUCGACUGACGGUGGUGAUGGUGUCACUGAUAACAGCAAGAGAGCGGUCGAGGGGACAGAGAAGUGGAAGGGGGAUGGAGGCACACCGGUUCCCUCGUCCCAGCAAAUAGACAGUUCUGGAUCCCAUUCUGCAUCGAAAGACACCCAGGAAGCAGCAGCAACGGCAACAGCAACAGCUAACAAGCGGGCUGAAGCAGAGAAGCAGCAGCAGCAGCAGGUGCCGUCGCCGUCCUUGCUGCCCAGCAAAGAAGAAGACUCUAGCGAAGACGAGACGAUCGAGAUGGCCGUCUCUAAUCGCGAGGUGCAGCCGCCCGUGCCUGCCGUCAUGCCAACACCGGAGCUGGACCUUGCUCUCAACGGAGGAGAGCGCCCGUUGGCGGCGACGUCUGCGCCGAGAUCCCCGACUGCUGUGUCCGUUCGAUCUUCGAUCGGCAGUAUCAUAUCGCUGGAUUCGACCGGGAACGAUAGUGACAAUGUGGUCGGUGGUUCGGGGGAGGACUCGUGGAGCAGCAGCGACGGGGAGACGGAGGACGAUGACAGCGACGAUUACGAGCCGGACAUUCUCCCGCCGCCGUGCCACAUGUUGCACCGCCACCGCAAGACAUACAAGAAUGCGCUCUGCGAAGAUUGCUACAUGGAACACGCCGAAGCCCUGCGAAAGGCGAAGCUAGACGUAUCGGAUAUGGACUCUGACGCUGCAGGACGUAGUGAAAACGCCACUCGUCGACGCCGUCGAAAGAGGGAGAAGGCGCACGGCAGCAGCAGCACAGGUGUCGGCGGAAAACGAUCGAGGAAAACGCGUGGUUCGAGCAACGAGAGCACCGGUAGCUCCAGCGACGACCGCAAGAAGAGACGCAGAGUGGCAGGGGAGGUGAAGUCCGCUCUCCCUGGCUCCGCUCCCUCGCCAGGGCGGCGGCUCGUGAAACCUCACCAGAAGAAGGCCAAGAAGCUCGUGACCGGCGGAGACGACAGGAAGUCAGCCGCCACUAGAUUGUUGGAGGACACGUCCUCUGGCGAAAGCGACGGUAUCGGUGAUGACGAGAGGGACGUUGUGGUGCAAAGCAACAAGGGCAAGAACAAGAGACUGGCUGAGAGCGUUCAAGACAACCAGAGGGCAACCCCCCCCCCCGGAAAACAAAAGCAAGCCAGCAAAGGCGGAGGUAGCGGAGGGGGUGGGGAUUUGCUGGGCGCGCUUAUUGAGAACCCUGCUCAAACGCGGAGGAAAACGAGUUCUUCCGCGACACCAUCGGCGGUCGCUCGGCAACCCAAGAGCCGCCCGCAUCUCGUCAAGCAGCGUUCGGCAGAUGCCGUGCGCAUUGGCGGAUCGGUCACUGGCUCUGACGGAGGCUCCGACCCUCAACUAGCGCGAGCGGUGUCGCUUGACACUGCCACCUCCUUGUCUUUGACACAGUACAAGACGGGUGGGGCUCGAAGAACAGAUGCACCUGAAGGUAUCCCGGCAUCAUCGUCGUCGUACAAAAUUCCGAUGAAGGCUUCGAAUGGCGUCAAGGCAGCAGGAGGAGCGCCUAAGGACGUGUUGAGUAAGAAGCGUGACCAAGACGUCCGGCAGCGCUCGAAGACCCCGGUUCGUGAACACAGCAGCGGCACCAUCAGCAAUAGUAACAACACCAGCAGUGCAGCGAAGGAGGCACCCGCGCCCGUACCGGCAGUGUCGAGUAGGAUGAAGGCGCAGUAUGACAAGGUGCCCAACUUGGAAGGAGUCCGCCGCAAGAAAUCCAAUGGAAAAUUCUUCGUAUGGGUUGGUGACCAGCCGCUCGACGGGAUAGAAUACCCAAGCGCCGAGGAAUGUGCCAAAGCGUACCACCGGCUGCACCCUCCAAGCUCUUCUCGGGGACCCCAAAAAACGCCUAAGCUGAAUACUAGCGGCGGAAAGGCUCCAACACACGUCGAGAGCCAAGGCCUUACGCCUCUCUGUCCUGAGCGAGGGUCGCGUAUCGCAAAGGGGACAUUGAAGUCUGGGUACAACAAGCUUCCAUUUUUUGCGCCGAAAGAGGCACGUGAUCGGGCGUCAGGAAAGAAGCCUCCUGCGGCAGAGCGAGAACAGAAGGCCAAGGAAGCAGCAGUGGCUAGACGACGGGCUCCCAGCACGCCGGCACCUCGGAAACAUCAACAUGGGGCGGCAGCAGCGUUGGCGUUGAUCGGCACGCCAAACUCUGGGCCUCCGGGCAGGCCCAAUGCGAAGCGCGAGCCUCUUCCGCUCGUUGCUGGCUUUGACAAACCGCGGAACUCCAAGAUUCGCUGGUCGUCGCCGAUAAAGAACGACGAGGAUCUGAACGGUAGGCGCAAGCUCCCGCCUGCAUCAGCACUUCCGGGCCGGUCGGGGUUACGAGGAGGACGUGCAGGAAGGCCGGUGCCCGACACGCGACAAGGCUGCGCACAGACCGGUCUUUCCGGCCGAGCCACUGGACCGAGGAAUCCGUGUCCUGCCACCUUUUGGCUGGUGCCGGCAGCCCAACGAGAGGCACAGCAUCCCUCCGAACCAACUCGAAUCCCUGCCAAGCAAUGCCGUGCGUCCGACGGCCACGAGCGAGGCGGUGGCGAUGCGACAGCGUCGGGAGGAGGAUCACCGACCGAAUGGGCGCCGGCCGUCGGGACGGCCCCAGCAGGGACCCGUUCGGCAGGGACGAUAGGAAUGAGGGAAGAGGCGAUGGCCCUGGCUUCAGCACCUACCGGGGGAGCAACUGGGGUGGUGACGGUGGUUGUGGUCGGGGACGUGGUCGUGAUCAUGGCUCGGUAG
This is a messenger RNA of Ectocarpus siliculosus, 2982 nucleotides long. Lineage: Eukaryota; Phaeophyceae; Ectocarpales; Ectocarpaceae. The record is from the annotation of a GenBank genome assembly.